CCCUGCGUCAAAGUGCGGUUGAACUGGGUUAGCCUAACGUGGGCUCCCCUUGGAUUCCCUUGUUUUCCAAGAUCCCGUCGACUGUCACCUGCUGUUGGGAGAGAUCUGUGCGUUCCUGAAGCACUCCUUUUGCACUGUGACCACAAGACCUCUGUUAUCGCUGAUCAUAUCACAGAUAUUUAUUUACUGCAUAAUCUUCCCCUCCCACCAGGCUCCAGGCCCCUCCAGGGGCGCAGACCAUCAUGAAGGCUCGCUUGAAAGGCGCCCAGACAGGCCGGAACCUCCUGAAGAAAAAGUCUGAUGCCUUAACGCUUCGCUUUCGACAGAUCCUAAAGAAGAUCAUAGAGACCAAGAUGCUGAUGGGCGAGGUGAUGCGGGAGGCCGCCUUCUCCCUGGCUGAGGCCAAGUUCACAGCAGGCGACUUCAGCACCACCGUUAUCCAGAACGUAAAUAAGGCCCAAGUGAAGAUUCGGGCAAAGAAAGAUAACGUAGCAGGUGUGACUCUGCCGGUGUUCGAACAUUACCACGAAGGGACCGACAGUUAUGAGCUGACUGGUUUAGCCAGAGGUGGGGAACAGUUGGCUAAGCUGAAGCGGAAUUAUGCCAAGGCCGUGGAGCUGCUGGUGGAGCUGGCGUCGCUGCAGACUUCCUUUGUUACUCUGGACGAAGCUAUUAAGAUAACCAACAGGCGUGUAAACGCCAUCGAGCACGUUAUUAUACCUCGGAUUGAACGGACCCUUGCUUACAUCAUCACAGAGCUGGAUGAGAGAGAGCGAGAAGAAUUCUACAGGUUAAAGAAAAUACAGGAGAAGAAAAAGAUUCUCAAGGAAAAAUGUGAGAAGGACUUGGAGCAGCGGAGAGCAGCUGGUGAAGUGAUGGAGCCUGCGAACCUUCUGGCUGAGGAGAAGGACGAAGACCUUCUGUUUGAAUAGUCUGCGCCGCUUUUGGAAGUCCCCCACGUGGCUCUGUUUAAAUUCAGUGUGUGGGUUUGGUACGUGUGGCUAUUUAUAUUUUGGCCUAAGAAUUCUGGCAAUUCUGAAAUUUACCUGGAUGUCUACUGAUGGGAUGGCGGUUGCAGAACCCUAACCCAGCACACGAGUGAGAUCUGCGGAAGUUGCUCCGACUCGCAGGCUUCCCUCCGCCGCGUCACCGUGCCGUUUACAUCUGUGUUUCAUGUGACCCGUUUACCAAGCAUUUUAAGAAAUACCCUCUAGGAAGUGGCAGUGGUCUCGGGCCAGCUGCUGUGAGGACACGUUCCCACUUGCAGACCUCUGCGCGGGUCUGAGGUGCCCCGGCCGCCUGCGUCGCCACGGUACUUGUUAAGCUUUGUGAAAACCUGCACUUUCUUCCCCUUGCAUGACAGAGCUGUCUUGUCUUGGGAGCAUUUCUGCCAAUGUAAAUGUGACUAUGUUACACAGAGUAAAAUGAUUGAAAAGUAA
Messenger RNA from Chinchilla lanigera (long-tailed chinchilla), 1439 nucleotides. It is a transcript of the gene Atp6v1d, whose product is annotated as ATPase, H+ transporting, lysosomal 34kDa, V1 subunit D. NCBI's taxonomy places the organism in Eukaryota, Metazoa, Chordata, Mammalia, Rodentia, Chinchillidae. The transcript has 9 exons. Bases 243 to 932 code for a protein of 229 amino acids. Gene Ontology annotation, molecular function: proton-transporting ATPase activity, rotational mechanism. Gene Ontology annotation, cellular component: proton-transporting V-type ATPase complex. The record is from RefSeq and is a predicted model, not a curated record.